Molecule: messenger RNA, 873 nt
Organism: Cucurbitaria berberidis CBS 394.84
Lineage: Eukaryota; Fungi; Ascomycota; Dothideomycetes; Pleosporales; Cucurbitariaceae
Exons: 1
Coding region: 134-583 (149 amino acids)
Source: RefSeq, a predicted model, not a curated record
AUCUGCAAAAUCCUCUACAUGACUUGCACAAUGCUCCCUUGAGGGCCUCAGCAAAAUCAUUCCCGUAAGCCUCCCCCACGUACCCUUUCUUACGCCCCUUCUUACGCCCCUUCUUACGCCCCUUCUCAUAUUCAUGCCUCAUUCCUACAAGAUUUCUAUUCACCACCCUUCUCUCCCCACCAUCCACCUUGUUCGCAAACACAAACCCCCCAGGGGCCAGAUUACUCCCUUCCGCAGUCACUAUUACAAUCGUUGGCGGAAACUUUAUGCUGCUAAGUACGAAGGAGAUCCUAGCGAACCCUACACGCUUAUUAUCGAAACGGUCAGAUCGAGUCGCAAUCCAGUUCAGCACAUCCUCUACAUCCUGAAUGGUAGCAGGCUAGCGGUCCUCGGACGCCUUUCGGUAAUCGACGUCGAGCACAUAGAUACAUGCAUCUUGGGCGAUCUAGAAGUAUGUGUCGCUACUGAACAUACUUGUGAAGCCAAAGCCACCCGAGCCAGUUUACAGGAACGGGUUGUAGUCCAGAUUGCGCUGGUGUGGCAUUUGAGGCUACUAACGGUGGAUGAUAGAGGAAUUCUAUGAUGCUGCGGCUCGGAUCAUUGACGGAGCGGUGAGGCGCCCUUAUUGUUUUAGUAAAGAGUAUUGGUACAUUUGUUUCGCAGGCUGCGAACCUUGACGACCAUCACCAACCGGGCUUGAAGCACAAGGUCGGUCGGGAUAUACUGACUCAAAACCCACUCACAACUGACGCAGUUUACUUGGCACCACAAAUCUCAAAACUUAGAUAUAGGGCUGACAGGCGUUUUCAACAUCUCACGUUAGCUUUAGGAUGUGUUAGACACAUGCGGCGGGACACACACGAGGUAGGUAUC